CCCCCGUUUUUGACGGAAACACUCCGGGAUGAGACAUGCCCAUGUUUGUCUUUUUGUGACACGUAUCAGAGCUUUAUUUCAUUAUUUCACCCGCCGAGAAGAAAGUGUGUUUUGACGAAGCUCUCCUCCGGGUGUGAAGUUGAGUUAAAGAAACAGGAACUUCAAGUACCUGGGAUAUCCACAGUCUGUAAGUCAGCAUUUUUCCCUUUUCCCCCUCCUCUGCAUUUAACAAAAAUUUCCUGGACCUACGCGUUCAGACUGCAGCAGCAGCGAUGCCAGAGACGACGCAAGAGACAUGCGCUCCGGCCAAGGAUUCCCCUUUUUUUAUCAAGAACCUGCUGAACUGUGACAGCAAGCCGUCUAAACCCAAACCGCCGCUUGUUGCCUCUGCUAAGGCGGCCUUAGAGGGAGGGUUUUCCUUUUCCCAGGUCGGGGAAUUCAACUUUCCACGCUUCGACGUGCCCGCGCAGAGAUUCACUCUGCCGGCGCACUACCUGGAGCGCACCUCGGCUUGGUGGUACCCUUAUACCCUCAGCUCAGCGGCUCAUCUGCACAAAACUGAAGUAAUCGAGAAACCAGGAGUCAGAGAUUCCUCUCCAACCUCCGGCACGGACAGAGACUCCCCGGACCUGGUGCUCAAAUCCGAGCCGGACGCAAAAGACGACGACGACGAGGAGGAGGAUGAGCACAGCAACAACAAAAGCAGCGACGAGAUCAUCCUGGAGGAGAGCGACGCAGAGGAGGCCAAGAAGGACGAGUUGGAGGAGUGGAAGAAGCGCGACGACGACAAGAAGCCGUGCCGCAAGAAGAAGACGCGCACGGUUUUCUCCCGGAGCCAGGUGUUCCAGCUGGAGUCCACCUUCGACAUGAAGCGCUACCUAAGCAGCUCGGAGCGCGCCGGUCUGGCGGCCUCCUUGCACUUGACGGAAACCCAGGUGAAGAUCUGGUUUCAGAACCGGAGGAACAAGUGGAAGCGGCAGCUGGCCGCCGAGCUGGAGGCCGCCAACCUGAGCCACGCCGCUGCGCAGAGGAUAGUCCGGGUGCCCAUCCUCUACCGCGAGAACUCGGCCUCGGAGGGCGCGGGGGGCGCAGCGGCCAGCGUGCCCGUGAGCCAGCCGCUGCUCACCUUCCCGCAUCCGGGGGUUUACUAUUCCCAUCCCAUCGUCACAUCUGUGCCGCUGCUCAGACCGGUUUGAAUAGCGCCGCAGAGAUUUGACGUCUCAUCCUCUCACAAAAUAAUAAAAAAAGACAAUAUUUUUUAUACAAAGUCAGACACUGAGAAAAAGCUAAGAGACUGUCACUGUCAGACAAACAUGGACGUAUUCGUCAGAUAGGUAAUUGUGUCAUUUUCCAUAGGGGUGCCGAUUAUUAUUAUUAUUAUUAUUAUUAUUACUACAUCUCAGGAGUCUGCCCACUGCUUGAUGAGUGUAUUUUUAUUUUCCUUGUUUUACAGCCUGAUUGUUGCUGGACAGGCCAGAUCUGCGCGAUGCAAAAAAGAGGGAGGGUGAUGGGUUGUUUACAUAAUAGAGGCGACCUACUUAUCUCCUAACUCCCUCAUUUAAUUUUUAUUCCCUUUUCCAGAGCUGAUAACAGUGCUGUCAGGUGAAUGAAUUCACUACACCUGAUGCACAUGUUUUGUCUGCUUUUUUGUUUGGUUUUCUUUAGCGCUUGACGAUGGACAAUCAAGACACUAGCUGUAAAAAUACCCACUCAGCUUUCUGUUUUUAGCGAUUCUUUCAAAUGCUCCUUCCACACAGACGGAUCUUUUAAGCACAAGUCUCCAAAGACAGUUUGUGUUUUUGAAACCGGGGGGAUAAAAAAAAAAAAAAAUCAUGAAAAUGUUUUUUGCUGGUGUAAAAAAUGUAAAUGUAUAUAUUUAAUGAGGCGCGGGAAAAGAAAAUUCCUUACAUGCUUCUCAUUUGUACAGCCAAAGAAAAAAAACAAAAAAAAAACAAAACAAAACAACUACAACGUUUUGAUAUUGUAUUACUGGAUCAUGUUGUGAAAUAAAUCGAAAAUAUUCCUUA
Messenger RNA from Girardinichthys multiradiatus, 2027 nucleotides. It is a transcript of the gene hmx3a, whose product is annotated as H6 family homeobox 3a. Gene Ontology annotation, biological process: regulation of transcription by RNA polymerase II. Lineage: Eukaryota; Metazoa; Chordata; Actinopteri; Cyprinodontiformes; Goodeidae. The record is from RefSeq and is a predicted model, not a curated record. Gene Ontology annotation, molecular function: DNA-binding transcription factor activity, RNA polymerase II-specific; RNA polymerase II transcription regulatory region sequence-specific DNA binding. The transcript has 2 exons. The coding region runs from base 273 to 1196 and encodes 307 amino acids. Gene Ontology annotation, cellular component: nucleus.